AUGGCUCAGCCAAAUGCCGAGCCCGUGGAGGACUACGAUUAUGAAAUCCGCUCUCCACCCAACUUUUCGUUGCUCCAGAACAUGACUGCCGGCGCUUUCGCCGGUAUUGCGGAGCACUGCGCAAUGUACCCUAUCGAUGCGAUCAAGACUCGCAUGCAGCUUCUCAACCCUUCCUCCUCGACCGUUGGGACGGGAGUGAUCCAGGCUACAUACAGGAUGGCAAAGACAGAGGGUGUCUUGAGUUUAUGGCGGGGAAUGUCCAGCGUGAUCGUUGGAGCUGGCCCUGCUCACGCUGUCUAUUUCGCGACUUACGAAGCUGUCAAGCACGUAAUGGGCGGAAACCAAGCCGGUGUCCACCACCCUCUAGCCGCUGCGACCAGUGGCGCAUGCGCAACGAUUGCCAGCGAUGCGUUAAUGAACCCCUUUGACGUCAUCAAGCAAAGAAUGCAGAUCCAGAACUCGGCGAAGAUGUACCGCUCCAUGCUCGACUGCGCGAAAUACGUCUAUAGGCAAGAAGGUCUUGCUGCCUUCUACGUCUCUUACCCGACGACCCUUUCCAUGACCGUCCCCUUCACGGCGCUGCAGUUCCUUGCCUACGAAUCUAUCUCGACCUCGAUGAAUCCCAGCAAGAAUUACGAUCCCGUAACACACUGCUUGGCGGGAGCGGUGGCGGGCGGUUUUGCCGCCGCACUCACGACCCCCAUGGACGUGAUCAAGACGAUGCUUCAGACGCGCGGCAGCGCUACGGAUGCCGAACUCAGGACAGUUAACGGGUUCAUGGCCGGCUGCCGGUUAUUAUACCAACGAGAGGGCGCUCGUGGUUUUUUCAAGGGCGUGCGGCCGAGGGUGUUGACCACCAUGCCCAGCACAGCCAUCUGCUGGUCUGCCUACGAGGCGUCGAAGUGGGGCCUACUUCAUUCAUCGCAAUACUAA
Molecule: messenger RNA, 933 nt
Organism: Chaetomium globosum CBS 148.51
Lineage: Eukaryota; Fungi; Ascomycota; Sordariomycetes; Sordariales; Chaetomiaceae
Exons: 6
Coding region: 1-933 (310 amino acids)
Biological process (GO): iron import into the mitochondrion
Cellular component (GO): mitochondrial membrane
Molecular function (GO): ferrous iron transmembrane transporter activity
Source: RefSeq, a predicted model, not a curated record